Molecule: messenger RNA, 836 nt
Organism: Mangifera indica (mango)
Lineage: Eukaryota; Viridiplantae; Streptophyta; Magnoliopsida; Sapindales; Anacardiaceae
Exons: 1
Coding region: 173-673 (166 amino acids)
Source: RefSeq, a predicted model, not a curated record
CAGAAAUUGCCUUUCUCUCAUGCAUGAAGAUCUUCUUCAUGCAACCUUUAUAAUUUUCUCUUCCAAUUUUGUCUUCUUCCUCAACAGUCACUACAGUCCUUUCUUCGGGGAAAUUCUUCAUCACUAUCUUCCAUUUCUACACACUUAAUUUUCCUCCUCCUUCAAUAUAUAUAUGUAUAUUUAUAUGCAUGCAAACCAAAUUAAACCUGCCUUCUUUGGUUCUCUGUCUUAUUUCAUUUUCAUGUUUAAGCAAACUAUGGGCAAGUGCAAAGACCAUUCGAAGAGCAAAACUGCUGAAACUAAAGUUAAGAGAAACCCCAUUAAGGUUACGUAUAUUUCUAGUCCGAUGAAGGUGAAAGCUAGCAGUGCUUCUGAGUUUAGAGCCAUCGUCCAAGAACUUACAGGGAAGAACUCUGACAUUUUUAAAGAUCAUUCUGAUGAUAGCUAUGCCACAGUUGAUCUCCCUGAGGAAGCUAAUAAUUAUCAAGCUAUUAAUCUGCAGGAGGGCGAUCGACUUUUGCAGAAUGAUGUUGCUGUUUUCAGUGCUCAUGAUUACCUGUUGGAUGAUGCAUUUUCGAGCCAUGUACUCGAUCAAAUCGAUGAACGUUUCAUGUGGAGAGAUGUUUCUGCUGAGAGUUCACUUGGAUUUCAAUCUCCUUACUGUUUUUCUUAGAUUAGAUUAGAGAAUUGGUGUUUAAUGUUAAAUAGAGUUACCUAAUAGUUAUCAUUAUAUAUUAUAAGUUUCAAAUGAUCUUCUUGGUCCUCUAAAUUAAUUUCUUCCUGAGUUCAGUGUAAAAUCAAAUCAAAAUUAUGUUUAACUGUCAUCAUUUUAAGCA